CACAGGCACAUCUCGAGGAACACUUCAAAUCCCUCGUUCAUUUCUGUGAUUUAGUCUCUCAAGGCUCAUUUUUAAAUGAAUUAAAUAAAAGACUGUGUGAUAAAUCCUUCAGAAACGCGAUGUACGCGUGCGUGUUCUUAAAAGCGCUCGGUCUCGCGCACUGGUCUCGCGUCGUGACUGUUAUCGUUUACCUUUAAAUGGAGAAGGAUUGAACGAGAGCGUGAUUGGACCGCCCGGCUGUCAAUCACUCGCAGGGGGCGGGGCCUUCUGUUACCGACGGGGAAAACCAGCAGUAGAGCAACAGAUUCGACGGGCUGAAACAUAGAAUUAAGAUUACUGGGAGAAAUGGACAUAAAGCCAGAAUUAUGUUUAUUUAGUGAAGCUGAUUGUGCCUCAGUGACCAUCGCGUGUGUUUGAUGAAGAGGAUCUCGCUCGAUGUUUCAGGAAGCGGGGGAGGAAGAGCCGCAGCGACUCUAUUUUUAUCUUUUUGUAUUAUUUGGACUCGGCAUGAGCUAAAGAACCGUGAGGGUCUGUGUGUGUGAAACCCCGAACCAGCGGCCCGGUAACGGACACGAUCGAUCAGCGCGAGCGGACGGAGAGCAACUCUAUGCCAUGGAUCUAAAAACGGCUGUUUUCAACGCGGCCCGAGACGGCAAACUGCGACUCCUCCAGAAGCUCCUGGAGAACAAGAGCGAUCACGAGGUGCUGACGCUCAUGGCGGAGAAGACGAGCGGAGCGACGCCGCUGCUGAUGGCGAGCCGCUACGGGCACCUGGAGCUGGUGGAGUUCCUGAUGGAGCGCUGCUGUGCGCCGGUGGAGCUCGGCGGCUCCGUGAACUUCGACGGCGAGAUCAUCGAGGGCGCGCCGCCGCUGUGGGCCGCCUCGGCCGCCGGACACCUGAAGGUGGUGCAGUCUUUACUGGGCCACGGAGCCUCCGUCAACAACACCACCCUCACCAACUCCACCCCGCUGCGCGCCGCCUGCUUCGACGGGCACCUGGACAUUGUGCGCUACCUGGUGGAGCACAGGGCGGACCUGGAGGUGGCCAACCGACACGGACACACGUGCCUGAUGAUCUCCUGCUAUAAAGGCCAUCGCGAGAUCGCGCAGUUCCUGCUGGAGAGAGGAGCCGACGUCAACCGCAAGAGCGUCAAAGGGAACACGGCUCUGCACGACUGCGCCGAGUCCGGGAGCCUGGAGAUCAUGAAGAUGCUCCUGAAGUACGGCGCCAGCAUGGAGAAGGACGGCUACGGGAUGACUCCGCUGCUGUCCGCCAGCGUGACGGGCCACACCAACAUCGUGGACUUCCUCACCACGCACCCGCACACGGGCCGGGCCGAGCGCAUCAACGCCCUGGAGCUGCUGGGCGCCACCUUCGUGGACAAGAAGCGGGAUCUGCUGGGAGCGCUGAAGUACUGGAAGAGGGCCAUGGACUCGCGGCACAGCGACUCGACUCACGUGCUCUCGAAGAGCGAGCCCAAGCCGGUGCCGGCGUACGAUUACACCAGAGAAGUCAACAGUUUAGAGGAGCUGGAGGCGCUGAUCGCGGACCCGGACGACAUGCGCAUGCAGGCGCUGCUGAUCCGAGAGCGCAUCCUCGGCCCGGCGCACCCCGACACCUCCUACUACAUACGCUACCGGGGAGCAGUGUACGCAGACUCGGGGAACUUCGAGAGAUGCAUCAAGCUGUGGAAGUACGCGUUAGACAUGCAGCAGAACAACCUGGACCCGCUGAGCCCGAUGACGGCCAGCAGCCUCCUGUCCUUCGCUGAACUCUUCUCCUUCAUGCUGCAGGACCGGGCCAAGGGCCUGCUGGGAACCUCCGUGUCCUUCGACGAGCUCAUGGAGAUCCUCAGCAAGAGCGUGCUGGAGAUCGAGCGGGCCGUGAAGAGGCCCGGCCCGGACCCGGCCCAGCUCGGCAAGGUUCUGUCCAUCAUCCUGCACCUCAUCUGCCUGCUGGAGAAGGUGCCGUGUGCCGUGGAGCAGGACCACUUCAAGAAGGAGACCAUCUACAAGUUCCUGAAGCUGCAGGCGUGUGGGAAGAACGGGUUCAGCCCGCUUCACCUGGCCGUGGACCGCAACACCACCUGUGUGGGCCGAUACCCCGUCUGCAAGUUCCCCUCCUUCCAGGUGACGUCGAUCCUGCUGGAGUGCGGCGCGGACGUGAACUCUCGGGAUCAGGACGACAACAGCCCGCUCCACGUGGCGGCAUCCAACAACCACCCCGACAUCAUGAACCUGCUGAUCUCCUGCGGCACACACUUCGACAGCACCAACUCCUUCAAGCAGACGGCCUGCGAUCUGCUGGACGAGAAGGAGAUGGCCAAGAACCUGAUCCAGCCCAUCAACCACACCACCCUGCAGUGUCUGGCCGCGCGCGCCAUCGUCAAACACGGCCUGGCGUACCGCGGAAACAUCCCCGAGCGGCUCGAGGCCUUCGUGCUGCUGCACAGAUAGUGGCUGGGUUUCAGCUGGGCUCCGGCUGGGCUCUGGCUGGGUUUCGGCUGGGCUCUGGCUGGGUUUCGGCUGGGCUCUGGCUGGGUUUCGGCUGGGCUCUGGCUGGGUUUCAGCUGGGCUCUGGCUGGGCUCCGGCUGGGUUUCGGCUGGGCUCUGGCUGGGUUUCGGCUGGGCUCUGGCUGGGUUUCGGCUGGGCUCCGGCUCUGCUGAUUGGCAUGCAACGCUUCCAACAAGAGUCCUACCAUCUUUGCUCGGACUUCUGUUGAAUUUGUUCUGUGUUUCUUGCCACUCGUCGACAGGUUUGCUUUCUCUUUCUGUCUCUAUGCAAAGACGGUAGGACCCGCCAGACCCGUCCUCGACCCGCCGGUUCCCUGCGCCGGUUCCGUUUCUCCAGUGGACUGGAAUGCUGUCAUCGCUCCCCUCCAGCAUAAACGAGCAUUACAAUGAUGAUGUGUGCUUAAUGUUUGCAGAUACCAUAAGUGCUUUUAUUCUUCCUAUGCACAGGCUGUAUAUCGGGACCGUUCUGUGUUACUGGAUCGUGCCACGUGUUCAUGUCGAUGCCUGUUUUUUGUUACUAUACAUUAAUCUAUUUCUUCACCGUCUCCUAAUCUCGAUCAUGAACUGGUUAAAUCGCCUGUUUAGCCGUCAGGACCGUGGAAGUGUGUCUCUUUUGAAUCUUUGAUCUUUGAACCCGGACGAGCUGUAAAAACCAAACCAUUGGCCCUAUAGUUAUUGCACCGCAUGAGCUGAAGUUUAACGGUUUACCCGUCUGAGCCGAUCAGACAGAAAUAUUAUACCGACGUUAGCUUGAAGUCGAGUGUAUUUUGUGGUGGUCAUGAUGAUGAUGAUGAUGAUGAAUCUUCAGCUCUGUGUAGUUUAAGUUCAACUUUACAUUUGUGCAGUUUGAACUCAAGGGCUUCUGAUUCUUUUACAGGCACAAUACACUAGUAAAUGAAACAAAUGUACAGUCAAAAGGACUUGCACUUUAUUGCAGUGAAAUUUGAUAUUCAUAUUACUAUAGCAUAAAGCUUGUUGAUGUCCUUAGAGCAUAAUUGAUAAUAAACCUCUGUUGCACUCGA
Messenger RNA from Pimephales promelas (fathead minnow), 3536 nucleotides. It is a transcript of the gene fem1c, whose product is annotated as fem-1 homolog c. Gene Ontology annotation, molecular function: protein binding. Lineage: Eukaryota; Metazoa; Chordata; Actinopteri; Cypriniformes; Leuciscidae. The record is from RefSeq and is a predicted model, not a curated record.